AUGGGUGGGGUAGAAGUUCCUUGCUUAUUGGACACCGGGUCCAUGGUGACCACUAUUUCAGAGGGGUUCUUUUUUGAACAUUUUGAGCCUUGGGGUAGAGAGAAGCUGCAUAGUUGUGGUUGGCUACAGUUACGUGCUGCAAAUGGCCUGGAUAUCCCGUAUUUGGGUUAUUUGGAGUUAGAUUUUGUCGUCCUUGGGAAGAAAAUCCAGAGUAAGGGAGUACUGGUGGUGAAAGAUCUGUCCCAGUCUUCGUUACCGGGUGGGUUUCCUGGGUUGCUAGGUAUGAACGUCAUCCAGGAGUGUUUUAGGGAGUUGUUUAGUCAACAUGGGCCCAGUCUCUUUGAUCUUCCCACAGUGCGGGAGACUCCUGCAUGGUAUUCUGCCUUGCAGUAUUGUAAGAAGACAGAAACUGACGUUUAUGAGACGACUGAACGGUUAGCUAGGAUUGGGGGUCGAGAAACCGUGCGAAUCCCGGCAGAUUCAUUGCGUUUUGUGCCGGUUACUUUCUCCUUACCAACAGGCCCCCCACCUGUGUUGCUGUUUGAGCCUCUGGGGGGGGAGAAUUCGCUUCCAGCUGGUCUUCUGGCCUCUGUAUCUCUGGUACCACUUGUUAGAGGGGUGGCCUAUGUACCCAUAGUUAAUGUGGGGAAAAGAUUUCUGCUUCAGCCACAUGUUGUGGUGGGGACAUUGUGUACGGUCCAGACUGUUCCUCGGCAGGAUGUUGUCAUGGCACCAUCAGGGCAACAGGUAUAUAUUCAAGCCACUGUUGCAUUGCAGACAGAGAAAGGGGAUAGAGUGGAGGAGGCAAUUCAUACUAUGGAUCUGCCUCAGCUGACUUUGGACAAACAGGCUCAGGUGAAGUCCCUGUUGCUGAUCCAAUACGGCAGAGGUAUCGACGAUUACCCCCUUCCGAUUAUGAGGCAGUUAAAGAGCAUAUUCACCAACUGUUGCAGAAUCAGUGGUAAGGAGAGCUCUAGUCCGCACGCCUCUCCAAUUGUAGGUGAAAAGAAAGAUGGGCAGAUUCGUCUUUGUGUUGAUUAUAGGCAGUUGAAUGGUAAGACACGGAAGGACGCGUUUCCCCUGCCCCGGAUUGAGGAGUCACUGGAUGCUAUGUGUGGAGCCCAGUGGUUUUCCACUUUGGAUCUUGCCAGUGGCUACAAUCAGGUUCCGGUGGCAGAGGGAGAUAAAUGUAAGACCGCGUUCUGCACACCCUUUGGGUUAUUUGAGUUUAAUCGAAUGCCCUUUGGGUUGUGCAAUGCCCCUAGUACAUUUCAACGCCUUAUGGAGCGCAUGUUUGGGGAUCAAAGGUUUCAGACGUUGUUGCUCUAUUUAGAUGAUAUUAUCAUCUUUUCGUCCACCAUUGCACAACAUUUGGAGAGGCUGGAAAUGGUUUUUGUCCGAUUGCAACAGGAGGGGCUGAAGGCAAAAUUAGAAAAAUGUUGUUUUUUUCGACAAGAAGUAAGCUACUUGGGGCAUGUAGUGUCUAAGGAGGGGGUGUCUACUGACCCAGCCAAGAUCAGUGUGGUGGCAGAGUGGAAGCGUCCAACCAAUGUGGCAGAACUGCGGUCUUUCUUGGGAUUUACUAGUUAUUAUAGACGUUUUGUAGAAGGAUUUGCACGACUAGCCGCACCAUUGCAUCGUCUUGUUGCAGACUUAGUAGGGACAAAGAAGAAAAGGGGUUCUGGGAAGUCGAUUGAGAGCUGUUGGACGGAGGAGUGUGAGCAAGGGUUUCAAGAUUUGAAACGCCGUUUGGUGACUGCUCCUGUAUUGACGUACGCAGAUUUUUCUCUCCCAUUUGUAGUGGAAAUCGAUGCUAGCCAUGCCGGACUAGGGGCUGUGCUUAGUCAAGAGAAGGAUGGCAGGCUGAGGCCAGUGGCAUAUGCUAGCCGGGGGCUUCGACCCACAGAAAGAAAUAUGCAAAAUUAUAGCUCCAUGAAAUUGGAGUUAUUAGCUUUGAAAUGGGCUCUAACUGAAAAGUUUAGGGACUAUCUUUUGGGACAGAAGUGUGUGGUGUACACAGAUAACAACCCCUUGAGCUAUUUGAAGACUGCCAGGCUUGGUGCUGUAGAGCAGCGCUGGGCUUCCCAGUUGGCAGCAUUUGAUUUUGACAUUCGAUAUCGCCCCGGCCGUGCUAACGGUAAUGCGGAUGCUCUGUCUAGGCAGUACACAGUGGUUCCUUCUCCACCGCAAGAUAGUGGUACUGCUCUGCCUGCAAUGUUGGUUGAAUUGUUGGACAGGGAGAGGCCAAUGGGGGUUGCCCAGAACAUCAUUUCUGCUCUUCCUACCACUUCAAAGGUAGAUUUACGACAGGCACAGGAGCAGGAUCCAGUUAUUGGUUCAGUGCUUGAUUGUUUUUCCUCCAAAGUGUAUCCAACUAAGGAACAGCGUCAGGCUAUGUCUAAAAGGAGUUUGGAAUUGCUUCGUCAGUGGAGCCGGUUGAUUGAGAGAGGUGGGUUAUUAUAUCGUCAAAUUAAACUACCUGAUGGGGAAGAUGUGGAUCAGUUGGUGUUGCCUGGGGUUUUGCAGGAGAGGUUUUUCAGCAGUUGCAUGACCUUCAUGGUCACCAAGGCAGGGAACGUACCUAUGAGCUUAUACGCAGUCGAUGUUAUUGGCCUGGGAUGGAGGCUGAUGUUCGGAAGAGAUGUCAAGACUGUAGUCAGUGUGCUGUUGCGAAAUCGAAUCGCCGCCGACCCGUGCUCCUAUGGGCCAUUUGUUGGCAUUUAG
This is a messenger RNA of Puntigrus tetrazona (Sumatra barb), 2724 nucleotides long. RefSeq lists its product as uncharacterized. NCBI's taxonomy places the organism in Eukaryota, Metazoa, Chordata, Actinopteri, Cypriniformes, Cyprinidae. The record is from RefSeq and is a predicted model, not a curated record.